Molecule: messenger RNA, 1062 nt
Organism: Ascoidea rubescens DSM 1968
Lineage: Eukaryota; Fungi; Ascomycota; Saccharomycetes; Ascoideales; Ascoideaceae
Product: FAD-dependent oxidoreductase
Exons: 1
Coding region: 1-1062 (353 amino acids)
Molecular function (GO): FAD binding; D-amino-acid oxidase activity
Source: RefSeq, a predicted model, not a curated record
AUGACUAAGAUUGUGGUUAUCGGUGCUGGUGUUGCAGGUUUGACCACCUCAUAUUUGCUAGCUCAAAAGGGAUACGACGUCUCAAUUAUUGCUAAAAACCUUCCAGGUGAUAUUGAUCCUGAAUAUACUUCUCCAUAUGCCGGCGCUGAAUGGUAUUCUUUAGCAUCAAAGGACGAAAUCUUUGAACAAGAGUUAGAUAAACCAGGCUAUUUCGAAUUGAGAAAAUUGGCCAAAGAUCCAAAAUCAGGUAUCCAUAUCAUUGAUUCCUAUGAAUAUAUUAAAUUUGAGGAUGCUGAUAAUUAUGAAUUUCCAUGGUUUGUAGAUUUUGUUGAAGGUUUUGAAAUGAUCAAUGACAGAUCAAAAUUGCCAGACGAUUGUAAAUUCGGUUUCAAAUUUUCAGGUUUAACUGCAACAACAACUAUUUACUUAUACUACUUAUUAAACAAAUGUGUUGAGCUCGGUGUGACCUACAAAAGAUAUAAACUUGACCACAUUAAUGAUGCUUUCUCUUUACAUCAUUCAGGUGAAAAAUCGGACUAUGUUAUCAAUUGCACAGGUUUGUUAGCUGGUAAAUUAAAUGGUGUUAAUGAUCCUUUAGUUUAUCCAGUUAGAGGUCAAACUUUACUAGUUACCAAUACCCCCAAAAAACAAUUAACUGUCUCCAAUUUCGAAGGUUAUGAUGAUGAAAUGCUAUACAUUAUUCCCAGAAAAGAAGGUGGCACUAUCCUCGGUGGAUGUUUCCAAAAGCACAGCACAGUUCAAGAAGUUGAUACUGCUUUGAUUCAAAGAAUCUCUGAAAGAGCUGUAAAAUACUGCCCAGAAUUGAUUGAUCCCUCCAUCAAUCACAAUAAAAACUAUCUCGAUAUUGUUAAAGUCAAUGUUGGUUUCAGACCUUAUAGAAAAGGUGGCCCAAGAAUCGAAAUCGAUAAACAAAAUUCAAAAAUUAUUCACAACUAUGGUGCUGGUGGUUCAGGUUAUCAAAGUUCCUAUGGCAUGUCUGGUAAAACAAUCGAAUUGCUUGAAAAAAGUAUCAAACUUAACGGUUCUAAAUCCAAAUUAUGA